Molecule: messenger RNA, 690 nt
Organism: Saccoglossus kowalevskii
Lineage: Eukaryota; Metazoa; Hemichordata; Enteropneusta; Harrimaniidae
Source: RefSeq, a predicted model, not a curated record
AUGUUUGACAUUUUUUUGAAACUACAAGCUACCACUGGAGAAAAUGGUGGCAUUCAAAAUGGAGAAAACAUUCCAGUCCACCUGAAGCACAGCUACUGGACUGCAUUGUUGGGAAUUACAAUGGGAUUACUGUCAGGUGUAAGUCUUGCUAUCUCUGAUGUAUUUGUUAUGUUGUGUAUCAAGAUUGGAUAUUCACCAUCACAGGUUUUACUUGUCAAAUCAUUGAUGAUUGUGGCAAUAACUAUACCAUUGCUCAUCUACAAGGGAAUUAAUAUUCUGAAACUCAAAAAGAAGGACGCUAUUUUGAACAUUGUGAAAGGCUUUAGUGAGAAUGGAGCAUGCCUAGUUUACUAUUAUGCCAUGGAUGGGAUUGGAAUGGGAGAUACAGCCGCAAUAACAGUAGGAACAUUACCAAUAUUUGCACCUAUGUUUGCGUGCAUAUUCAUAAAAGAGAAGUGCAAACUCCACGACUGCGUUAGUGUUGUCAUCAAUGUUGCUGGGAUUAUAUUAGUAUCACGACCUCAAUUCAUAUUUGCUGAUGUCAUUGUAUUUCAUAAACAAGUAGUUAAUUUAGAAAUAAUUGGUGCUUUUCUUGUUAUUCUCAGUUCUGUUAUUGUAUUUGUGUUUGUAUGCUUUGAAACCAAGCAAAGUGUAAGUGAAGAAACAAAACUUGUUCAGAAACCCAAAUAA